AUGGCCUCUUUUGGAUAUUUCCUGUUUCUUUGUGGGUUGAGUCAGGCUCUGUCAAGUUACCCAAUCUGGUGGUCCUUGGCAAUUGGUCACCAGUACUCCUCCCUGGGGACUCAGCCCAUCCUCUGCGGGAGCAUCCCGGGCCUGGUGCCCAAGCAGCUGCGCUUCUGUCGGAACUAUGUGGAGAUCAUGCCCAGCGUGGCAGAAGGUGUAAAGAUUGGGAUCCAGGAAUGCCAACACCAGUUUCGAGGGAGAAGGUGGAACUGCACCACUGUCAACGACAGCUUAGCCAUCUUUGGGCCCGUGCUGGAUAAAGCCACCAGGGAGUCAGCCUUCGUCCACGCCAUCGCCUCCGCCGGGGUGGCUUUCGCCGUGACCAGAUCCUGCGCCGAGGGCUCGGCCACCAUCUGCGGGUGUGACACGCGCCACAAGGGCUCUCCUGGGGAGGGCUGGAAGUGGGGGGGCUGCAGCGAGGACGUGGAGUUCGGGAGCAUGGUGUCCCGGGAGUUCGCGGACGCGCGGGAGAACAGGCCCGACGCUCGCUCGGCCAUGAACAGGCACAACAACGAGGCUGGAAGGACCUCCAUCAUUGAGCUCAUGCACCUCAAGUGCAAGUGCCACGGGCUCUCGGGCAGCUGCGAAGUGAAGACCUGCUGGUGGUCCCAGCCAGACUUCAGGGUCAUCGGCGACUACCUCAAGGACAAGUACGACAGCGCGUCCGAAAUGGUGGUGGAAAAACACCGGGAAUCCCGCGGCUGGGUGGAGACCCUCCGGCCCAAAUACAACUUCUUCAAGGCCCCAACCGAGAAGGACCUGGUUUACUACGAGAACUCACCAAACUUUUGUGAGCCCAACCCUGAGACCGGCUCCUUUGGGACCCGCGACAGGAUCUGCAACGUCACUUCCCACGGGAUUGACGGUUGCGACCUUUUGUGCUGCGGCCGCGGGCACAACACGAGGACUGAGAAACGGAAAGAGAAGUGUCACUGUAUCUUCCACUGGUGCUGCUACGUCCGCUGCCAGGAGUGCAUACGAGUCUACGACGUCCACACGUGCAAAUAA
Vidua chalybeata is the source of this 1059-nucleotide messenger RNA. RefSeq names its product Wnt family member 3A (gene WNT3A). Bases 1 to 1059 code for a protein of 352 amino acids. Gene Ontology annotation, cellular component: extracellular region. The transcript has 4 exons. Gene Ontology annotation, molecular function: frizzled binding; cytokine activity. The record is from RefSeq and is a predicted model, not a curated record. Lineage: Eukaryota; Metazoa; Chordata; Aves; Passeriformes; Viduidae. Gene Ontology annotation, biological process: neuron differentiation; canonical Wnt signaling pathway; multicellular organism development.